Messenger RNA from Penicillium taxi, 2649 nucleotides. Its product is annotated as chitin synthase-domain-containing protein. Gene Ontology annotation, cellular component: cell periphery; cell septum. Gene Ontology annotation, molecular function: chitin synthase activity. The record is from RefSeq and is a predicted model, not a curated record. NCBI's taxonomy places the organism in Eukaryota, Fungi, Ascomycota, Eurotiomycetes, Eurotiales, Aspergillaceae. Bases 1 to 2649 code for a protein of 882 amino acids. The transcript has 7 exons.
AUGGAUAAACAAUUGGACUCAGCUCCCUCGCCUCGCCACUCGCCUCCUGUAAAUUACUACUCUUCAGACAGCUUUCAAACAUCUAACAACGAUCAUUCUUACGAUGAACAGGACCCAACCAGACAAUCUCUCCUUCCAUACGAUCAGUUAACUGGCCAAAGUGAAUCUACUUCAAUACAUCAGCAGAGGCCCUCACCAUAUCGCCGUAGCUUACCAAGCUACUUCCGAGAUGGAAAUUCCAUUUCAUCUGAGCUUCUCAAUAUCGAUACUGACUCGAUAAGCUCGAGGCGUUGGGCACAGCGUCAAACAUACAACACAGGAACUCUGCGGAGAUAUCCUACACGUCGAAUCAAGCUUGUAAAAGGAACGGUCUUGAGUGUGGACUACCCAGUGCCCAGUGCGAUCCAGAACGCCGUUGAGGCAAAAUACCGAGGUUUGGACGGAAGCCCAUCUGAGGAGUUCACCCAUAUGAGAUAUACGGCUGCUACAUGUGACCCUGAUGAGUUCACUUUGAAUCAUGGCUACAACCUUCGCACUUCCAUGUAUAACCGACACACCGAGAUGCUGAUCGCCAUCACCUACUACAACGAAGAUAAAAUCCUCACUGCAAGGACCUUGCACGGAGUAAUGCAAAACAUUCGCGAUAUAGUCAAUUUAAAAAAGACGGAAUUUUGGAACAAGGGAGGCCCGGCAUGGCAAAAGAUUGUUGUUUGUCUGGUCUUCGAUGGGUUGAAACCCUGUGACAAAAAUACGCUCGACAUUCUAGCAACGAUCGGGAUCUAUCAAGACGGAGUCAUGAAGCACGACGUGGAUGGCAGAGAGACAGUAGCCCAUAUUCAGUUUGAGUAUACCACACAGUUGUCAGUUACUCCUAAUCAGCAACUGGUUCGGCCCCAAGGUGUUGAGUCGACCAACCUGCCCCCUGUUCAGAUGAUUUUCUGUCUCAAGCAAAAAAACAGCAAGAAGAUCAAUUCUCACCGGUGGCUGUUUAAUGCAUUCGGUCGCAUUUUGAACCCUGAAGUAUGCAUUUUAAUUGAUGCAGGCACGAAACCAGGGAAUAAGUCUCUGUUAACACUUUGGGAGGCAUUCUAUAAUGAUAAACACCUUGGCGGAGCAUGUGGAGAGAUCCAUGCUCUACUUGGCCACCGCUGGAAAAAAGUACUGAAUCCGCUAGUCGCUGCCCAAAAUUUCGAAUAUAAAAUUUCCAAUAUCCUCGACAAACCUCUUGAAAGUAGCUUCGGCUAUGUGAGUGUCCUCCCAGGAGCAUUCUCAGCCUAUCGGUACCGCGCAAUAGUCGGUCGUCCUCUUGAACAAUAUUUUCACGGAGACCACACGCUUUCUGCAAGACUUGGUAAAAAAGGGAUUGAAGGUAUGAGUAUAUUCAAGAAAAACAUGUUCUUGGCCGAAGACAGAAUUCUCUGCUUCGAGCUGGUUGCGAAAGCAGGAUGUCAGUGGCAUUUAACAUAUGUGAGGUCAUCAAAAGGAGAGACCGAUGUCCCUGAAGGUCCAGCGGAGUUCUUGAGUCAACGACGACGCUGGCUGAAUGGGUCUUUCGCAGCCAGUCUAUAUGCAACAUUGCACUUCAACCGAAUAUACAAGAGUGGGCAUAACUAUUUUCGACUCCUUGCCUUCCAUAUCCAGCUGGUUUACAAUAUAUGCCAGCUGGUCAUGACUUGGUUCUCUCUUGCGUCCUACUGGUUGACUAGCUCAGUCAUAAUGGAUAUUGUUGGGACACCAAGCCCAGUUAACAAGUUCACAAGCUGGCCAUUUUCAAGUGAUGUCACGCCUUCUUUGAACAAUGUCCUCAAAAUUGGAUACUUGGCAUUUCUCAUGCUUCAGUUUAUCCUGGCACUUGGCAACCGGCCGAAGGGGUCAAUUAUUCCUUACACGCUUUCAUUGAUCUAUUUUUCACUUGUCCAGGCCUAUGUUCUGGCUCUAUCAUUCUAUCUCGUCGCUCAAGCACUUACCGGUAAGAAUUUGGAGUUCAAUGUCCACGAUGGUGUUGGAGGCUUCAUAAGCUCUUUUAUUUCAUCGACCGGUGGAAUCGUUUUGAUCGCACUUGUCUGCACUUACGGGAUCUACUUCAUCGCUAGCUUCCUGUUCAUGGACCCAUGGCAUAUGUUUACCUCCUCUUGGGCAUACUUCCUCGGUAUGCCAUCGUCAAUAAACAUACUGAUGACAUAUGCAUUCUGCAACUGGCAUGAUGUGUCAUGGGGAACCAAGGGUUCUGAUAAAGCUGAGCCUCUCCCUUCAGCACAGACAAAGUCAGAAGAAGCCCAAGCAGUCUUUGUGGAAGAGCCAGACAAACCACAGGCAGACAUCGAUACUCAGUUCGAGCUCACAGUCAAGCGAGCUCUCGCUUCAUGCACUGAGCCUGAAAAGAAAGAAGAAAUCAACUUGGAUGACUCGUAUAAGUCGUUUCGCACAAAUUUGGUACUGCUUUGGACUUUCAGUAAUGGGCUCUUGGUUCUGUUUAUCAACAAUACUGGUAUUCAACAGCUUUGCUUGACAAACACCUCGACAACCCGUACUGCGUGGUAUUUCCGAGUCAUCCUUUGGGGCACAUCUGGUCUAUCUAUGUUCCGAUUUAUUGGAGCUAUUUGGUUUUUGGUUAAAACUGGAGCCUUAUCUUGCUUCUCGCGACGUUAA